Molecule: messenger RNA, 5446 nt
Organism: Panicum hallii
Lineage: Eukaryota; Viridiplantae; Streptophyta; Magnoliopsida; Poales; Poaceae
Product: protein HUA2-LIKE 2-like
Exons: 13
Coding region: 298-4767 (1489 amino acids)
Biological process (GO): regulation of transcription by RNA polymerase II
Cellular component (GO): nucleus
Molecular function (GO): transcription coregulator activity; double-stranded DNA binding
Source: RefSeq, a predicted model, not a curated record
UUCUUGCUCUCUUUCUCGCCAAACGGAACUCCUACUCUUUGAGGCACCAACAAAAAAAAUUGACGAAAAAUUGGGAAAGAGCGCCAGUAAAAUCAAAUCGGAAGGGAGAAUUCUGGAAGCCUAACCGGACUCCGCAUCCCCACUCCGGCGCCUCAUGCCUCCUGCCUCUCUCGCCGCCGCCGCCACGAAGUCUGGACCCGCUUCCGCUCCAGCAACCGGCGGCGCUGCCGCCCCUGGAACUAGACGCAACGGAGGCGCCCUCUGACCGCCGGUGGUGGGUGGGCGGGAGGGUCAGCGAUGCCGCCGGCCCGUAAGAAGCGCGGCGCAGCCGCGGCCGCGGCCGCGGCCGCAGCUGCCGCGGCGGCGCAGUGGAAGGUGGGCGACCUUGUGCUCGCUAAGAUGAAGGGCUUCCCGGCGUGGCCGGCCGUGAUAAGUGAACCACAGAAAUGGAACCUUCCUCCUCCUGCAUCCAAAAAGAAGUUGCUGGUCUACUUUUAUGGAACUAAACAAGUCGCCUUUUGUAGCUAUGCUGACCUUGAGGCAUUCACUGAAGAGAAGAAAAAAUCUCUACUUGUUAAGCGACAUGGGAAAGGGGCAGAUUUUGUCCGAGCAGUUAAUGAAAUAGUUGAGAUUUAUGAUUCUUUAAAGAAAGAGACUAAUAAUGAAAAUAAUAAGAGUGUUUUGACUGAAAAUAAUUUGAGGACGGAUGUCGAAAAUCAUGUCAAUAACAGUAGCAGUUUGGAUACUGGAGGUCUUGAGGAUGGUUCUGAUCUGGCCAAUGACAACAAGAUGGAGGAUUGUCCCACCUCUUCCACGGAUCACAACACUUCUCGGUCUAAUAUCAAUACAACGGUGGGUGAGCACUGUGUUGUGAAUUCUGCACAUGGUGACCCUACUGAAAAGUCACCACUCCUUCAUGAGAGUAGACAUUCUCCUUUGCAUGCCAGUUCAUGUUCAAAGAAGAGUCAAGAAGAUCCGCAGCAACAAGAUUCUUGCACAAAUGGUAAUUUUGCAUUGGCAUGGAGAUCAGGAAGUUCAUUAGGUGCUGAAUUAAUAACAAGUCAGGACUCUGAUGGCCUGAUGGAUGGUACCAAUCAACUUUCUGUUGAUUUGGUUCCUGGUGACAAGCAGGAAGUUUCUGCUCGGCAUAAGUGCAUUGACGAUGACAAACCUAGCCUGUGUUCCCCUUCUGCGACAAAGGAAGCUGUCUUGUCACAUUCAAGUCAAGGAACCGGCAGUCAACUUGCACCCUCUGGUUCCAGUAAUGAUGAUAAACCGAGUACUGCAAAAGAUAAUGUACAAUGUACUUGUAGUAAUGAGGUAUCCCAAAAUGGAGUCAGGGAUAAAGAAGUCAAACUGAAUGGAAUGGUUGAUCUUCCCAUUAACACAACCCGAACUUUUAGAAGAAAAAGAAGGCAAAACACUACUCGUGCUAAUUAUUCUGUCAGUAGUGAGGUAUCAAAUAUGGAUAGGGAAUUGCAGCCUAAGUCAAAAGAAGAUACUGUAUGUUCUCCAAAUUCAAGGAAUGAAAUUAACAAAUCAGAUGGGGAUGAGCACUUGCCGUUGGUCAAAAGGGCAAGAGUACGAAUGGAAAGACCUACACUGGAGGAUGCCACAGCGGAUGAACCUGAUCAUUCUUCUGACAAAACAGAGCCAGCUAAACAUGAAGAUCCAUGUUAUAAGCAUACAAUUUCUGCAAUAUCUGGAAAGGAUCGAUCAGCCGGCGGCUUACCUCCUAGUGUAGAUGCUUCACCCGACAUAAACCUCUCUCUGCCAUCAGGAGAAGUUGUGAAUUCUUGUAAUAAUAAUAAUGAACUCCAACCAAAGGUUUUGACAUUGGAUGUAGAAGCUGCUUUGCCUCCAUCAAAACGCCUUCAUCGUGCCUUAGAAGCUAUGUCUGCUAAUACAUCUCAAGCUUUUAGUAAUCUGCCUGAAGCUGCAAAGUCAAAUGAAGUUAGUCUGAAAGGCUGCACUGCUUCAACAGAAAGGUCCCCUCUUAACAACUCUGCAGAUGCACUUGUUAAAAGUCCAAAAUCUGCAAUGGCUAAAAGCCCGAAGGUGUCUUGGAGUGCACAUUCUUCAGAUGCCCCAACUGACCAAAAGCAUAUCACACAAGUUGCCAUGUUGAACAAGGAUGCCCUCUCUCCUGUUUCUUUGGAUUUGAGAAAUGAUGAUCUCGGUGACAAUAUACAAAAAGACAGAGUUUCUGAAGAAGCCUGCAUGGACAGUGAAAAUGUACCUAAUUUGGUUGUUCAUACUGGGAUUGAUAGCGAUAAGUGUGAAAAAACUCCAACCCGUUCCAUGAAAUUGGAAGAGCCAGCCCUUGUAUCUAAGUUGGAUCAACCACCUUCACACAAACCAAGUGGAAAUGAGCCUAGGGAAUCAGUUGAAGGCUCUAAAAAUGCUUUCAGCAUAACUAUCGGUGUAUCUGCUGAGCCAAUUAGCCAAGCAAAUGCUGUUGUCUCAUAUACUAAUGGCACUUGCGAUCCUGUGCUGCAUGAUGACACUGUUUUAGCUGAAUCAACAGUUAGUAUUUGUGACACAAGUGCCACUUGUUUGGUUUCUAAAGUUUCAUGUAUUCAUUCUGACACAAGCACCAGGACAUUUGAAGCGCAUAGUUCUUCAUCAAUUGCACCAGGAGACCUCGACCAUGGAUUAAACCUGAAAGAUAAGAGCAUAUCUCCAGAUUCAGUGCCUACAAAAGAACUAGUUGCUGAUGGACAUGCCCGUGGAUUUUCUCAGUCAAAUUCAUUCAUGCACAGUUCUCUAGAUUCAAAAUUUAUUUCUGAACCUUUGUUGAAUAUACCUUCACUGAAGGAAGGAUCAAGUGACCGGUGUUCACCUUCAAAUCAUACAAUAAGGUCUGCAUCAGAGAGGGUUCAUACUGAAGAAGAUAGUGGUACAAUUCCUUUUGAUAAUCUUCAACCGAAGGGCUUGAACAAAUUAGCAGGUCGUCAUGAAGCCAAUUCAUCACGGAGAGCGUUUGAAGCUUUUGUUGGUACACUAACACGAACAAAGGAAAGUAUAUCUCGUGCAACACGUCUUGCACUGGACUGUGCCAAGCAUGGCAUUGCUGGUGAGGUAAUGGAUAUCAUUAUUGAACACCUGGAAAAGGAAACUAAUUUAUAUAAAAGGGUCGAUUUGUUCUUCCUUGUCGAUUCAAUAAUCCGGUACUGUCGCAAUCAGAAAGGUGGGCCUGGUGAUGCCUAUCCUUCUCUUAUCCAGGCAGUCUUACCACGAAUUAUAUAUGCUUCUGCACCACCUGGAAAUUCUGCUUGGGAGAAUAGGAGGCAAUGUCUUAAGGUUUUGAGGCUCUGGCUUGAGAGAAAAACCCUUUCAGAAUACAUCAUUCGCCACCAUAUUAAAGAGCUUGAAGUUCUUAAUGAGGCAUCAUUUGGAAGCUCUCACCGUCCUUCAGGUACAGAGAGAGCUCUGAAUGACCCUUUGCGGGAUAAUGAGGCAUUUCUUGUUGAUGAGUAUGGAAGCAAUGCUGGUUUUCAUCUUCAAAAUUUAAUUUGCACGAAACUACUUGAAGAUGAGGAUGGAAGGUCCUCUGAGGAGAGGAGCUUUGAAGGUCUUACUCCUGAACACGAAGUUACUGGCGCUAGUGAGCAAGAGGCGUCCCAAUUGCAUAUGACAAAGCAUCAACUCAUCUUGGAAGAAGUGGAUGGUGAACUUGAGAUGGAGGAUGCAGCCCCGUCAACUGGAGCUGAAGCCAGCUCCACAUGCCAAGAAGAUCUAACUAAUAACUCUAGCUGCACAAGAACUUCUCAACAGCUCAGUUCCAUUCCACCCCUACCUGAUGACAAAGCCCCAUCUCCUCCCCCAUUGCCAUCAUCACCGCCACCUCAACCGCGCCCACCCUGUCCUGUCUCUCAAGGUUCACAGGUGCAAGGAGCAUUGCUUGUGGCAGCUGAUUGUGUAGAGCAGCAGCAUCCAGGAGCCAACUAUAAUGUUGAAGGCCAACACCCUUAUUCUGUUGCAAACAGCCGAGGCAACAUGGGUGCAUGUGUAGCUUCUUCACAGCCUCCAGUACACUACAAUUCUGGAUAUGCAGGGCAUACUAAUCAGAUAUUUCCACCGCCACCGCCUCCGCCGCCACAGCCUACUGCAGCAUUCCAUCCUUCUGGACCCCAUGGCAGCUUAUGUGGGCCCUCAGUACCACAUCAUGUAAAUAAUUAUCACCAACCACCAUCAGCACCGCUACCUAAUAGCGCAUACCAUAUACAUCCACCACCGCAUCCACCAGGUCCGAAUCAGUUCCCAUACCCACCUGAACCAGAACAGAGAACACAAGCGUGGAAUUAUGGUCCUCCUUAUCCUGAGAGUUGUCAGUAUGGUGGUCAUGACAGAGGACACCAUGGAUACAAUAGGGGACCUCAUUUUGAUGAUAGAGGGCAUCACUUUGAUGAUAGGGGUCAUCGCUUUGACGGUGGAGGGCAUUACUUUGAUGAUGGGAUGCAUCGCUUCGAUGAUAGAUGGCACCACUUUCAUGAUAGGGGGCAAAUGCACCAUGAAGUUAUGGAUGGUGGAAGGUUUCCUCCAUUCUUUCCACCAGGUCCCCCAUUUCCAGAUCACUUUGAAGCGCCACCCAACCAAUUUCAUUGUGGACGACCACUGGAGCCUCCACCAGGUCCAUGUUCUGGGUGGUCUAUGCCUCAUAGGAGAUCCAAGUACCCUCCUGAUUCCAGACAGACGAUGGAGGCGCCCGUUUCCAAUGGAGGUUGGAGGCGGCAUGGAAGGCGCGAUUAUGAUAGAUUUAAUUGAUGAAUGGUAUUUGAACUACUGUUCUUACAUGUUACCUUUACAAAGUUAGAUGAUUAUUUUGGGAUAAGUGCUUGCUUGGUUAUCAAGGAUGGGUACUUUCUGACAAUAUUUAACGGCUUUACUUUUCAUUGGCGAAUCGUGAAGCAUUCAUCGCUGUCUCCAUUCGCUGGUUUGCUUAACGUGAAAUAUCCUGAAAUAAGAAUGGGACCCAACCUCACUGUACAUAUGUAGUUGUAACAGUGUUCAGCAAAUGCAGAAACGGAGCUAGGCCAAUCCUGUGAAGAGUGAUCCAUAGAUUUUGUUGUUAACCCAACACUUCAUCUUGUUGAAGUCUAUUUCGUUCAUGUAACCCUAUUUCUAUGCAACUCUUUUCUAAGAUUAACUUAGUUUGUAGUUUGACAGCAGAGCAUGGCCAAAAUUCAAAUGAUUUUGAACUUGUAAACUAUUGGGCAUCUCGUUUUGAUGCCACGUGUAUGGCUCAACACUCUUCUGCCGAAUGUGGCCGAGACGACACUCUCCCAAACAUUUUUCUUGUCUUUGGGUUAUGGGGUUGGGAAUAUACAAUGAGUUUGUACCAUUUCGUUGGAAUUGUGACUCGAGUCAUUUGAUUUGUAAGUAAGCAGCUGCCCGUAAGUGAUUAUUGGGCUUCACAUCGAAGGGACCUUCCAUUCGAACAUAA